CCCUGUACGCCUGCCACACUGCCGACGCACACGACAGCAGCCUGGUGGAGUGGAGUACUCGUGUAGUAAUUACACAGGUAGCCUAACAAACCAAGCUGAACGCUUGUUGGCGUAUAUAGUCCUGUAAGAGACGAAAACAAUCGCACUGGUGAUUGUUCCAACAUCUUUGUUCUAUAAAAGUACGAACAUUUUAAGUUUACUUAGGACUCAAAGGGUUAACACAGUUUGAAUAUUUCUGUCAUAUUCUGAUAUUAUCAUAAAGACAGUGUGGUGUUAUAAUCUACCAAAGACAUACCAAAAUGUGCCGACUUCUGAUUCUGUUAAUCGCCUUAAGCUGUUGUUGCAAGGCAAAUCUACUUAUAAAUCGUGAUUCACAUGAUGACGAGAAAAAUACGAUUGUCAUGGAAACGAACCGAAAACGGCCGCGUAAAGGAAAUGAAUGGGACUAUGGAGGCGAUAUUGGCCCAGAUCACUGGUAUAAGACAUACCCACAGUGCGCCGGCGACAAUCAGUCCCCGGUCAGUAUCGACACGACACUGGUGGUUUAUGAUGAGGCGCUGAAAGGACUGCAGUUGGACGGAUAUAACAGUGUUUCCGCGGUCAACAUGAGUCUCACAAAUAACGGACAUACAGUUCAAGUAGACCUUCAGGGCCAGUCACUCACCAUCCAGGGUGGAGCACUUCCGGGGGUGUACAAGGCAGCACAGUUUCACUUCCACUGGGGAGCAGAAAAUAAGCGGGGGUCUGAACACAAUCUGGAUGAUCAGAACUUUCCAAUGGAGAUGCACAUCGUGCAUUACAAGGACGAUUACGCCAAUAUAAAGGAAGCCAUGGUGAAUGACAAAGGACUUAUGGUUCUCGGCUUCUUCUUCAAGGUCGGACGACACAAUCGCCAUUUCGAUGACAUAUUAGGCCACUUCAACGAAAUAACCCAUAAAGAUGAUCACGUUAAUAUUCCCACAAUUCCUCUCCGGAAGUUAAUGGCAAACAACCUUGACUUGUACUACCGGUAUCGGGGCAGCCUCACGACACCACCUUGCUACGAGAGUGUCAUUUGGACAGUUUUCAGGGAACCCAUUGAAAUAUCACAGUUCCAGGUCGAGCAAUUCCGUAAUAAGGUGAAGAAAAACUACCCAGAUGAGCCUGAUCUUGACCUCACAGAUGAUUUCCGACCAGUGCAGCCUCUGAACCAUCGAAUAAUAUACGGCAGUCACAUAGACACGUUGAUGCCAUAUCGUUCCCAUGGAGAGAAUGGCGCAGGCCACGCACAACUUCCGUUCUAUCUACUCCUACUGUCCGUCUGUAUAAGUCUGUUUGUGUAGUGUUUAUCUGUAGCAUAAAUAAGUGUACAAUGGUUGAUUUAGGACCAAUGUCGUUUGAUUACAAGUAGAUAUUUUAAAGGGUUUGUAAGCUACAAUCUGUGAUAAAUAUGAAAGAUAUGUAGGGCAAUAACAAUAAUAGAAAAAGGCUGAUUUUUUAUAUAAAUAUUUUUAUUUUACCAGACGAGUUUCUCUUAAAAAAGACCUGCAAUAUCUCAUUUAUGACAAACAUUAAUUAGCAGUAUAUUAUAUUUUAAAAAAACAUAUUUUGUCAUAUAUUUCACUUAUCAGACGAAACCCAACGAGAGGCGUUGAUAAAAUUAUUGUAAAAAUAGGUAUAUUCUAUGAUCUUGACAAGUGGAUUCCUAUCGUAGUUUAACGUAUCUCUCUGGUUAAUCAAUAACAAAUCAUAUUAUUAUUGCUAUCUACAUAUAUAAACGGACAGUGUUCAUCUUUAUGCAAAUCAUACACACCAUCGUGUCUAACAAAAAAGGUAUUGAAAUCCUAGUUUGGCUUUAGAAGUAGUAUGCUUUAGUUAGGGAAUAUAAUUAAUUCAUAGAAAAUGGAAAAAAACAAUUGUGGAAUAAUGCAAGUGCAAUAUCAUGUAUUAAAUUCUGAAAAAAAAAACAAUCUUCUCUAACAAAUUUGAACUACAUGCAACAUUAGCUUAUAGAACAAGGCUAGACUUUUUUAGGUGUUUUUUUUGUAUUGCGCUUUGAUCGUUUUCUAACAGUGUUUGUUCAUAUUUUGUUAGAGGGAAUUUAGAUGUAAGGUCAGUACUUACAUCUAACUAAGUUAUUAUUUUCGAUGUAGCCAUUCACAUCUGCUUAUUUAGCAAGGUUGUUGCUAAGAGACAGAAAUAGAAUUGAAGGAAAUGGUUCAAUUUGUAUAGUAUAUGACGCAGAUACAGACAUUUUUCCAUUUUUUUAAUCACAAAAUCAGUUGAUUUCGAAAACGUCUUGAAUAUAUAACCCGUGGUAUUAAAUAUCUAGACACGUGUUAAAUC
Messenger RNA from Mizuhopecten yessoensis (Yesso scallop), 2325 nucleotides. RefSeq names its product carbonic anhydrase 2-like. The record is from RefSeq and is a predicted model, not a curated record. Gene Ontology annotation, cellular component: plasma membrane. Gene Ontology annotation, molecular function: carbonate dehydratase activity; zinc ion binding. Bases 300 to 1322 code for a protein of 340 amino acids. The transcript has 8 exons. NCBI's taxonomy places the organism in Eukaryota, Metazoa, Mollusca, Bivalvia, Pectinida, Pectinidae.